This is a messenger RNA of Coregonus clupeaformis (lake whitefish), 2076 nucleotides long. RefSeq names its product ATPase family AAA domain-containing protein 3-A-like. The coding region runs from base 91 to 1575 and encodes 494 amino acids. Gene Ontology annotation, cellular component: mitochondrion. The record is from RefSeq and is a predicted model, not a curated record. Gene Ontology annotation, biological process: mitochondrion organization. The transcript has 14 exons. Lineage: Eukaryota; Metazoa; Chordata; Actinopteri; Salmoniformes; Salmonidae. Gene Ontology annotation, molecular function: zinc ion binding; ATP binding; ATP hydrolysis activity.
CACACGUGUGGAGGAAGUGUAGGGACAGACCGCCAAGCCUGACCACCUCCACCUGCCUGGGUCAGCAUCUUAUUCUCUGUUUACCGUAACAUGUCCUGGCUGUUCGGCCUGAAUAAGGGGCAGCCCGAGGCGCCCCCGGAAUUCCCGGUUCCACCGCCACCCCCUCCACCGGCUGGCGGCGGCGAUGAUAAACCCAAGGACAAAUGGAGCAAUUUUGAUCCAACCGGGCUGGAGCGAGCGGCCCAGGCGGCAAAGGAGCUCGACAAGUCUCGUCAUGCCAAAGAGGCCCUGGAUCUGGCUCGCAUGCAGGAGCAGUCUGUUCAGAUGGAACAUCAGACCAAAAUCAAGGAGUACGAGGCAGCAGUGGAGCAACUGAAGGGGGAUCAGCUGCGUAUUCAAGGGGAGGAGAGGAGGAAAACUGUCGGCGAGGAAACCAAGCAGCAUCAAUCGAGAGCACAGUUCCAAGACAGACUUGCCAGACAGAGGUAUGAGGAUCAACUCAAGCAACAGCAAGCCCUGAAUGAGGACAACCUUCGCAAACAGGAGGACUCUGUGCUUAAACAGGAGGCCAUGAGGAAAGCAACAAUCGAGCACGAGAUGCAGCUGAGGCACAAGAAUGAGCUGCUACGUGUAGAGGCGGAGUCUAAAGCACAUGCACGUGUUGAACGGGAAAACGCAGACAUCAUCCGCGAGCAGAUCCGCUUGAAGGCAGCAGAGCACAGACAGACUGUACUAGAGACUAUACGGACUGCAGGUGCUGUGUUUGGGGAAGGAUUCCAGGCCUUUGUGUCAGACUGGGAUAAAGUCACAGCUACGGUGGCAGGACUGACCCUGCUGGCUGUGGGUGUAUAUUCUGCCCGGAACGCCACAGCUGUGGCAGGGCGCUACAUUGAGGCCCGGCUCGGGAAGCCCUCAUUGGUCAGAGAGACGUCUCGCAUCACUGUGGCGGAGGCGAUCAAGCACCCCAUCAAGAUGUCAAAGCGCCUGACAAGCAAACCUCAAGAUGCCCUGGAGGGAGUAGUGCUCAGUCCUAACUUAGAAGAGCGUGUACGUGACAUUGCCAUAGCAACUAGGAACACGCGGCAGAACAAGGGGCUCUACAGGAACAUCCUCAUGUAUGGCCCCCCAGGUACUGGCAAGACCCUCUUCGCCAAGAAGCUGGCAGUGCACUCUGGGAUGGACUAUGCCAUCAUGACGGGUGGAGAUGUGGCGCCCAUGGGCCGUGAGGGUGUCACCGCCAUGCACAAAGUCUUUGACUGGGCUAACACCAGUCGCCGCGGCCUGCUGCUGUUUGUUGAUGAAGCUGAUGCAUUCCUUCGCAAGAGAUCUACUGAGAAGAUCAGUGAAGAGCUCAGAGCAACUUUGAACGCAUUCCUGUACCGCACUGGAGAGCAGAGCAACAAGUUCAUGAUGGUGCUGGCUAGUAACCAGCCGGAGCAGUUUGACUGGGCCAUCAAUGACCGCAUUGAUGAGAUAGUCAACUUUGCCCUGCCGGGUCCUGAUGAGAGAGAGAGGCUGGUGCGUCUGUACUUUGACAGAUACGUGCUUGAGCCUGCCACAGGGGGGAGACAGUGAGUCAUACAGCGUUACGCCCACAUGGCACGGCAGCACAGGUUUAAAUAGGGCACUCUCACAAGCACACACACACUGGGAUGUAUAAUGGAACAAGUUAUGAUGCCAAGUAAUUAGCUACUCCCAGAUACACUUGGAGUAAUCCACAUUCCGUGACACACACACACCUACCCACGCACACGUGGACAGGCAUUAACUCUUGAGUACCUGGGUAGAAGGAGGACCCUCUCUGUAUUGUCCAUGUAAAUAAGCUCUGGCUGAUGGCUGUGGAGUGUGUGAGGAGCAGGUCUUUAAGAGCAGGUGUCCCAGCAGUAAGUAGCAGCAGGAGCCCAGUCAGCCGUAGCCAUGCUGAGUCACUAAUUACAGUGGGGCUUUGAGGGCCUGGAGCCUGAGAGGUAGAGGCAGGGGCGACCUACACACAGGGCACUGGAAACUGGACCAGACUCAACAGUCCUGUGUAGCUCAGUUGGUAGAGCAUGGCGUUUGCAACGCCAGGGUUGUGGG